AUGUCUGCAAGAUCUAUUGUCGCCUUCCGCACCGUCCUCCGUCCGGCGUUUGCCUCCCGCUCCGUGAUUGCCCCAUUUAGCACUACUGCUCCGGUCCGGGCCACCGCUUUUGGCUCAGGCAAAGAUGAUCUCGGUGGUCCUGGAGGCCAACAGCCGCCACCUCGAAAUCCAGGCGGCCCUGAAGCUCUCAAGCGUAAUUGGAUGGCCAUUGGAGGUGGUGCCCUCGCCGUUCUCAUAGGCUACAACUGGAUCGUCAAGAAUCCCGAUGAGGCAAGGCAGCAGCGUGACAAGACCAUGGGCGAAAUGAGUGGGAGGACAAAGACGGAGAUGGGAAGCUUUCGACAUGACUGA
This is a messenger RNA of Trichoderma aggressivum f. europaeum, 351 nucleotides long. RefSeq lists its product as uncharacterized. Bases 1 to 351 code for a protein of 116 amino acids. The record is from RefSeq and is a predicted model, not a curated record. NCBI's taxonomy places the organism in Eukaryota, Fungi, Ascomycota, Sordariomycetes, Hypocreales, Hypocreaceae. The transcript has 2 exons.